AUGUUGACUAGUCAACUAAAAGCUUAUUUGGCGAUUAGACUAUCUUCUUCUUCUACUACUUCUUAUUCAUCUCUGUCACCAGUCUAUUUCCAGUUACAAAUGAGUGGCAGCGACGACCAUCUACGGUGGGGAACUACGGCUCCUUUAGCAGCGGAGGAUGAAGGAGAAGGACGUGUUCAGAGCUCGGUCAAUGCGGUACCGUUUUGUUUGGUGGCAACCGCAGUGUUAAUCUCCAUCUUCCUUUUACUAGCUCUGUUUGAGAGGUUCAUGUUCAUUCGACAGACUACAUCACCACCAUCUUUCCACCAGAAGGUUCCUCCUUUUGCUUCCCCCAAGAUUGGUGUGUGUGAGAGAGAAAUAUCAGUUUUGAUGCCUGGUGAAGAAGUUCCAACCUUCAUUGCUCAGCCAUGUCCUCCUUCCUACUCAAGAUCAUUCUGAAAAAAAUCUUCUUGAAUUUUCAAUUUUUACCGUUAUUCACACUCUCAUUAGAUCUUUUAAAAAAAAAAAAAAAUAUGAACUGGAAAAGACAAGAGUUUAUGUAGUCGAGU
Molecule: messenger RNA, 548 nt
Organism: Raphanus sativus (radish)
Lineage: Eukaryota; Viridiplantae; Streptophyta; Magnoliopsida; Brassicales; Brassicaceae
Source: RefSeq, a predicted model, not a curated record